Messenger RNA from Gossypium raimondii (Peruvian cotton), 519 nucleotides. Its product is annotated as auxin-induced protein 15A-like. Gene Ontology annotation, biological process: response to auxin. The record is from RefSeq and is a predicted model, not a curated record. NCBI's taxonomy places the organism in Eukaryota, Viridiplantae, Streptophyta, Magnoliopsida, Malvales, Malvaceae. The coding region runs from base 91 to 330 and encodes 79 amino acids. The transcript has a single exon.
AACACCUAUCUUCGCAUUCUCAAAGUACUACAGUUCUCUGAGAUCUUCCUCUUCUUCCUUUUUAGAAGCAUUCAUCUAUCAAAAAUAACAAUGGCUAUCCGCAUGCCUCGUAUCAUUAGCUCUAAGAAAGUUCCCAAGGGAUACUUUGCAGUUUACGUUGGAGAAAACCAGAAGAGGUUCGUGAUACCAGUUUCACUCUUGAACCAGCCUUUAUUUCAAGAUUUGCUUGGCAUGUCAGAACAAGAGUUCGGAUAUAGUCAUCCUACCGGCGGUAUCACAAUUCCCUGCAACGAAGAUAUCUUUCUCGUUGUCACCUCUCGGUUGAACUGAUUUGUGAGAGAUUUAACACAAAUCAACCCAUACAUUUUUGUAAAGCAAACAAAACUAACACUAUGUAAACACCUUUUUCCCAUCCUUUUCUGCCUUGGGGAGCAAAUACAAGUCUCCCUAAGUGGAAAGUUAGAGAUGGUUGUUAGUGUAACUUCUAUCAAUCAGUACAAAAGAUGGCAGUUCGAAACA